Messenger RNA from Hypoxylon fragiforme, 1035 nucleotides. RefSeq lists its product as uncharacterized. Lineage: Eukaryota; Fungi; Ascomycota; Sordariomycetes; Xylariales; Hypoxylaceae. The coding region runs from base 297 to 992 and encodes 231 amino acids. The record is from RefSeq and is a predicted model, not a curated record. The transcript has 3 exons.
CUACUAACUUACUGGGUUGGUGGUAGAAGCAGAGCAAACACCACCUUGACACAAGCACAGACAAGUUCAAGAGCUUUUUAUGAUAAGAUUUUCCAUUCCAUUCUCAUCACACUUAAGUCAUCAUACAAGUUCACACCUCUACUGAUAUAUAUCGAUAAUUUCUAACAGCCCGUUGAAUUAUCAACUACCCACCUGCCUCGGCAUCCUGAAAGCAUCAAAUGCUUUUCUGCAGUUCUUUGCUGCUGUUGCUAAUACUGCCUCAAUCUUAAAACGACGACUCUGCGUUAGAUAAUAAGAUGUUGAUAUGUCACACUGCUCCACUCCAUUUCGGGCCUAGGAUCAUCGAAGAGGAGGAGGAGGACCCUUAUUAUGACGUACGAGGGCCGGCACCGCGGUAUACGAUCUAUGAGCCACCGCCAACGUAUUCAUUAGAAGCGGCAAGCACAGACGCAGAGAAGCGACAGUUCGUGGCAAGAGUCUGGAACGGACUGUCAGCAUUAUUUCGAUCCUUUCGUCGACCUCCGACUUAUAUGAUAGUUAACAAGACCCAUGGCACCGCUCUUACUGAGAUCUCUCGAGUUCUUCGAUGCUCAAACCCCUUGGUUUCGUUCACACCUUAUAGUAUCGGAAUCUCUACUUGCGUAGGAAGGCCGAUAGUGGAGGUUGAUUUUAUGAACACUACGAGAUCUAAAUCGCGUCUUGACGGGCCCCUGAAAAUCUACGGCUCCCUUUAUGCCUCCAAGAGUCUACGUCUCAGGGGCGAUUGUGAAGUCGUACAGUCAAUAACUGUCCGUGGUCAUAUGCGUUCCAAUGGCAACAUGAUCUGCCAUGGAUCUAUCUCUACCAAAGAUGAAGGCAACUUUUAUGCCAACGGUUUGACCAUUUGCGGACAAUCUCUACAUAUCAGUGGUGAUUUUAAAAUCUAUGGCUGUUGUGUCGUUUCCGGCGACGUUGUCGUCAUGGGAUCUGUGACAGUCAACGGAGUUUUGUGAGUAGUUUCCACCUACCUAUCUGCCUGCCUGCCUGCCUGCCUGC